This is a messenger RNA of Scutellospora calospora, 1858 nucleotides long. The record is from the annotation of a GenBank genome assembly. Lineage: Eukaryota; Fungi; Glomeromycota; Glomeromycetes; Diversisporales; Gigasporaceae.
AAUUUCAGAAUCAUCAAUUUUAUUAAUUAAAGAAGGAAUUACAUUAGGAGAAGAAUUAUAUCAAAAUAAUAUUAUAUCAGUACCAUUUUUACUUGAUGUAGUAGCAACUUAUGGUAGAUCAAAUAUUAAACAAAUAGAAAAAUUUUUAGAUAAUAUUAUUAAAUCAAUUAUAAAAUUACUUCAAGAUUUUGAAAAUCAUUCAAUUAUUAUUAUUAAUUAUAUAAAAGUUAUAAACGAACAAUUUCAAGAAAUGGUAGAUAAUGAAAUGACAAGUAAAAGUGUUAUAACAAAUGCUUUUACUUAUUUAGAAUAUAUAUUAGAUAUUUCAGUUACUUUGGAUUGUUUAUUUAUAGUUUCAAAACCCGUAGCCAAUAUAUUUAAUAAUAGACAAGAUUUUGAAGAUAAAAAUAUUUUCUUAACAACAAUAGAGAAUUUAUAUGAUAUUACUAUACCAAUAAUUUCGAAAAUAUUUAAAUCAACUCAAGGAACUUUAAAUAUUUCUAGAGAUUUAAUUAUUUUAAAACAUGCAUUAGUAUCACUUGCGUACAACACAUUAGAUGCAUGUUAUUUUAGUCCGAUAGGAUUCACAGCCAACAAAGAUGAAGUAUAUUCAUUUAUCAAAUCAGAUGACAAAUUGGAAGACAUAGAUGAUAAGGUUGAAAAGAUGGGUGAUGUGCUUUUAUGGUUCAUUGAAUUUUCUCAGUUGGAUAAGCCUGUUGAAUCAUUCGUAGAUGCACCAUUACUUUUAGAUAUUGAAAUUGAAUUUGAUUUGAAUUAUGUAGUUGGACAUUUGGAAUUAUUGCGUAAUAUGAAUCAAGAAAGUGGCAAAUUACCUUGGCAAAUUCGAUUAGAAGAGAAACAGAGAAGACAUUUUGAUAUGCAACGCAUAUCCCUUAUCUCUCAGGUUCAAGAAGUUUUACCUGAUCUUGGUGAAGGAUUCAUAGAAGAAUGCUUGAUAGCUUUUGAUAAUAAUGUAGAAGUAGUUAUUGAUCGAUUAUUACAGAAUUCUCUACCAGAUCACUUAAAUGAAUUGGAUCGUUCAAUGACUCGUCGUGUUGUGACAAUGACCAAUGAUAGUCCCAAAAAAGAAGAAAGUCUUUUAUCUCAACGUCAAAAUAUUUUUGAUAAUGAUGAGUUUGACAUAUUUUCUGGUAAAAGUAUUGACUUUAAACGUGUUAAUAAAGGAAAGAAAAAUCGCGGCACAGCAGACAAUUUAUUGGAGGAUAAGUCAUUUGUGAAAAGUCACAAAGAUUCGAUUAUAAAUAUUGCUAAUGAUAUGAUGUACGAGGAUGAAUACGACGAUACUUAUGAUACUAGCGGUCUGAAAAUGGGAGGAAUUGACCUUCAUAUGAUUGAUGAGAUUGAUGAAGAGACAGAAAUUAAUAAUUCGGUGCAUGGAAAGGUCGAUCCUAGUAUUACACAUGAGAGUGAACUUAUUAAAACAAUCCAAUCAGAUCCCACCGUCUUUGAUCGAACUAAUGCAGUAAGGAAAUCAGAUAAACGUGCUAGACUUAGAAAUAUUACACACAUGACCGACGAACAACUCGAAGGAUGGAAAGAUAAACUUUUGGAAAAAUAUGAUUUUAGGAACAACCAAGAAGAAGCAUCAUCCUCAACAUCAGAAAAGGAAACCAGUUCUUCAAGAGAUUCAUCACCACAACCUGGAAAAGGAAAAGGCAAUUAUAGUAAUAACUUUAAUGGUGAAUCAUCGCAAAAAAAUAAUACAGCUACAGGUACAGCCCCACCUACAGCACGCGGUCGAGGCAGAGGAAAAAAUCGAGGAAGAAAUGCUAAUCAUGAUAGAAAGAAUGCUCGAGCAAAGAAAAUGGGGAAAGGAUUUGGAGCUAUUCAUGAUUAA